GUUGAACUUGAGCACCUGUUAAUCAAAAUCACUUCAAACUCUGAAAUCAGAAAAUCAAUUCGAAACCAGCAAAGAUCAGAAGAAAGAUUCACAAAAAGUUUCUCUAAAAGCAUAAAAAUGGACGCGAUCUGGGAUAUUAUUAACGAGCUGAUGGAUGCGCGUUAUAUUUAUGAGAAUAUCAACUCUUCCAUGCUGGAGGCCAAACUCGAAGAGAUGGAAAACAUGAGCUAUUUCUUGGGACGCUUGGAAUCGGGAGAGAGGAGUAAGCUAAAAUAUUUGAUUGCGGACCUUGUCGAGAUUGCUCAAGAUGUCGCGGACAUUGGAUGUGAAGGCACUGACAUGGAUAAUUUCUACAGGGAGUUGAAUCCCCUCCAAGAUCAGAUCAAGAUGUUAAAAUCACGCAUGAUAAACUUUGCAACCGAUGAAAAAAGAGGAGGAGGAGAAGAAGCAGAGGAAGUUGUGGUGGGGUUGGAGGAAGCCAUGAAGCAAUUGGUUGAGAAAACGAUUUUAAACAAGGAUAUGCGCUUUCAGACUUUGUCUAUCAAAGGCAUGAUUGGUAUCGGGAAAACAACUCUUGCCAGGCAAGUCUACAAGGCCGUUGAGGGCCAAUUCCAGCGUCGUGCGUGGGUAUGCCUUUCUAGUGGCACGAGUAAGAAAGAGAUAUUAAUGGAAUUGAUACAACAGAUGGAAGUUGGAUAUGGUGGACUAAUUGAACGUGAUUCGUCGUUGGAAGAAAUGGACAAUCGAAGUCUCCAACGGAUACUUCGCCAGCAUCUCCAAGGAAUGGCAUAUUUCAUAGUUUUCGACAACACGUUGGAAGAAAUGCUAUUGAAAUCCAUCUUGAAAGUUCUUCCGCGUGAAGAGUGUGGAAGUAGGUUGUUGUUCACAAGUUGCUAUGAGUAUAGAAGAAUAUACGUCUAUCAUACUCAUGAGAUGAAAGCUUUGGAUUCUGAUAAAAGCUGGCGAUUGUUUUUGAAAACAAUUGAUAAACUUACAAGUGUUGAGAAUAAAUUCUCAAAGGAGUUGGAGAGGAAGGGAAAAGAGAUGCUGAAAAAAUGUGGGGGUUUGCCGAUAGCUAUACUAGAUGUUGCAAGGCAGAAAGCAAAACAAAGGCUUUCAGGUAUGGAAUGGGAAGAACUUUUUGAUUCAGUUGAUUUACGCGAAUCACUGAAGUUAUUAGAACCGAUGUAUCAUAAAUUGGAUCAACUAGAAAAGCCACGUUUCUUGCAUAUGUCCCAUUUUAAGGAAAAUGCAAUAAUAAGGGAAGAAAAGUUGGAACAGAUUUGGAUGGCAAGUGGAUUCGACCAAGCAAGAAUUUCGGCUAACGGCUUAGUUAGUCAAUCUAUUAUUGAUGUCCUUCCUGGAGGGAAAAAAAAGUUUCACCUCAAUUCUGUAUUACAUAUGCUAUGCAUCCAAAAAGCAGAGGAGGAAAUGGGCUUUGAGAUAUAUAGGAGCAAUGGAGAUAGUAGACCCUCUCAGAAUCCUCGUCAUCGUGUUAUCCAUUGUGGCAGAGAGGAGUUUAAACAUUCCACAAAUCAAGACGGGAAACACCUUAUUUCUCUCAUUGUCCACGGAGGUGGUGGCUACUUAGACAAUGCUAGUCCGUCUUAUUGGGAGAGUUUUGAACUACUCAAAAUACUCGACAUGGAAGAUUUUGGGAUCAAGACGUUAUGGGAUGAUAUCGGGAAAUUGGAUGAAUUAAGAUACUUGGGAUUGAGAAAUAAUUAUAUAAAAGAGGUGCCACGGUCGUUGGGGGGCUUGAAAAAUCUUCAGGCUCUUGAUAUAUAUCUGAACUUUUUGGUCGAGAUGCCGGAUAUCAUAAGGGAAAUGGGGUGCCUUCGUAACCUAUACAUGCGCGAUGUGAUUUGCCGGAAGCCUUUGAAGAUAGACGCUUUACCUCAUCUUGAGAUCUUGACCUACAUCUCGAUUUAUGAUUGGACAUAUGAGGCCUCAUGCUUGGAGACCAUGGAAAUUCUCCUAAAAUUGGGUGUUGAAGAAGUUGAUGAAGACUCGGAUGUCGACAAGCUCUUUGCUUCACUAGCUAAGUUGGUGAGCCUUGAUCACCUUAUCUUGAAGGGAUUCCGUUUUAGAAGUAUGCCGUGUUUGGAUGGGAUUGGCGCUUUAGAGGGAGUCUUUCAACUCAGACUGGAUGGGCACCUAGCUAGGCUACCAAAUUCCCUUGAAGGUAUUUCUUAUUUGACUUUGGUAAAUAGUUGCCUUAAUGAAGACCCGAUGCCGGUACUAGAGAAACUGCCCAACCUACAAGAACUCAAACUGCGGAAUGCAUACACUGGUAGGGAAAUGGUGAUCCAGUGCAACGGGUUUCCCUGGCUUAGUGUCCUUUGCAUCAAUGAGUUGUGGAAUCUUAGAAAAAUGCAAAUUGGAGAAGGUGCAAUGCCAUUCCUUAGGGAACUAGAAAUCAAGAACUGUCCACGUCUUGAGACCCUCCCGGAGGAGAUUGGGUCAAUGGAGAAUCUGAAGAAGUUUACGAUGGUAACAACCAAACAAAUUGCAACAAAGAUCAGAAACUCAGGCCUAACAUCCAGAAUAGUGGAGGAGGAUAUAUAUCCAUGAUUUGAAGCUUAUGUAUUUUAUUCUCCUUUCUCAGUUUACCACCCUUGUUAUUGUGUGUUUGUAUAUAAUUUGGUUUACAGUUUUCAUCUA
Molecule: messenger RNA, 2664 nt
Organism: Salvia hispanica
Lineage: Eukaryota; Viridiplantae; Streptophyta; Magnoliopsida; Lamiales; Lamiaceae
Product: disease resistance protein RPP8-like
Biological process (GO): defense response to other organism
Molecular function (GO): ADP binding
Source: RefSeq, a predicted model, not a curated record